UAUUAGUUGACAGCUGCGCUGCUGCAUUGCUCUGCUGUCGUAUGCCGGUGUAAAAACAACAAAUUUUCAUACCAAAAAUCAGUUGUGUAGUAAAAGUGUUUGACGAAGGUUGUUCAAUGUUGUUCAAAGUGUGCAGUGGAAUGAGUGUGUGUGUUUAUUUGUAAAUCUUUAAAGAAAUUUUAUCUUAAAGAUAAAAUAUAACAGUUUAAUAACUAAUAAGUGCUAAAAAAGAAAACAAUUUUCAAUAUUACUGUGUUAUGUUCAAAUUAUUGUGUUGAUUUUAUAACAACGGCAUCAUCAUGUCACUCGCCACCAAACCAUUCGUUUUAGUUGUGGACCUUAUAAAAUCAAUAAUAAACUAUGGUAAAAGUCAGCUGCAUAAUCUAUUUGAUGAAAUUAUGGGGUACAUAAUGCGGCGCUUUCUGCGUACGGCCAUGAUCGUGUUCAGUUGGUUCGUUGUACCCUAUAGUCGUUUCACCAACAUCAAAGUGAACCGUCAAAAGCUGCCGCCCAUAAAAUCGCAUCUAUUGGAUAUACCCGCCGUUGAUCUUGCCAAAAUGAUAAGAACCAGAAAGAUCAAAAGUGAAGAAGUGGUGGAAGCCUAUAUAGAGCGAUGUAAACAGGUGAAUCCUUUGAUAAAUGCCAUCGUGCAAGAUCGUUUUGAAGAGGCAUUACAGGAAGCACGUGAGGUAGAUCGUAUCAUCGAAAUGGGUCUGAGCACAGAAGAGGAAAUGGAAGAAAAUACUCCUCUUCUGGGCAUACCGGUGACAGUUAAGGAAUCCAUAGCCGUUAAGGGAAUGACAAAUCAAGCGGGACGUGUUUUUAAAACACCACAAAUAGCAAAAUCUGAUGCGCCUGUGGUGGAACAAAUAAAACGUUAUGGUGGCAUUAUACUGCUAGUAUCCAAUACUCCCGAGUUGUGUCUGCUAUGGGAAACGUAUAACAACGUUACAGGUCAGACUAGAAAUCCUUACGAUUUAAAGAGAACACCGGGUGGUUCUUCGGGUGGAGAAGCUGCUCUAUUGGCUAGUGGAGCCUCAUUGCUGGGUUUAACAUCGGAUAUUGGUGGUUCCUCUAGAUUACCGGCCAUGUUUAGUGGCAUAUGGGGCCAUAAACCAACACCGUAUGCUGUUUCAUUUAAAGGUCAUCAUCCCACAUCUGAUUUUCCUAAAUGGGGUGAUUUUUUCACCAUAGCUCCCAUGACCAGAUAUGCCAAGGAUUUGCCUUUGCUGUUGAGAUGUAUGACUGAUCCUACCGGUCCUAAACUUACAUUGGAAAAGGAAAUAAGUGUUACCGGUAUACGUUUCUUCUUUAUGGAUAACGAUGGUCCUUCGGGUAUGAUGAGACCUUUGAGUCGUGAUUUACAUGCUGCUAUAAAUCGUGUAGCCAAUGAUUUCAAUGCCAAGCGAGUGAAUAUACGUAAAAUGAAAUGGUCCCUGGACAUAUCACUCUCCGCCAUGUUAACCAUGAAAAAUAUUGAAACUAUUUACCACAAAACCGAAGAGGGCCAAAGACCCAAAACUGUUUGUACCGAAACGGUGAAAUAUUUCUUUGGCUGUUCCGACAGCAUUCUACCUUCGGUUAUAUUCGGCCAUUUGCAAAACUUUAUGAAAAUCAUACCAAAUUCACGACACAAACACUUAGCCACCAUUAUUGAGGCUUUAAAGACUGAAUUCAAAGAAUUGCUGGGUAAUGAUGGGGUCUUCAUUUAUCCCACAUUCCCGAAUACAGCCCAUCAGCAUUAUCAAAUCUAUCAUAAGUUAUUGGAGCCCAUGUAUAUGGCCAUUUUCAAUACUUUGGGUUUACCCGUAACCAAUUGUAUGAUUGGUUUAGAUCGACGCCGUCUACCCAUGGGCAUACAAGUAGUGGCGAAUCCGGGUCAGGAUCAUUUGUGUCUAGCUGUGGCACGAGAAAUGGAAAGACGCUAUGGAGGUUGGGUAAGACCACCAUCGGAGGAUUCUAGUAAACGUAUUGACUAA
Messenger RNA from Lucilia sericata (common green bottle fly), 1979 nucleotides. Its product is annotated as fatty-acid amide hydrolase 2-A. The record is from RefSeq and is a predicted model, not a curated record. The transcript has 3 exons. NCBI's taxonomy places the organism in Eukaryota, Metazoa, Arthropoda, Insecta, Diptera, Calliphoridae. The coding region runs from base 300 to 1979 and encodes 559 amino acids.